UUAUUUCUAAUUGAGAGAAGUGAACAUUAUGAGAUAUUUUUUAUUGUUUUUCCUUGUUGGUUGUUGCUUUAGCGAGGAAAGCAUCAACAACCAUAGAUUUCCCUCUGACUUUAUAUUCGCAGCUGCUACUUCUGCAUACCAAGUUGAAGGUGCUUGGAAUGAAGAUGGAAAAUCUCCUAGUCUCUGGGAUACGACUAUCCACAACAAUGCUUCGUUUAUAGAAGACUUAUCUAAUGCUGACAUUGCAUGUGAUUCUUACCACAAAAUUAAGGAAGAUGUAGCUAUUCUGAAAACACUAGGCGUAUCACAUUACAGAUUUUCAUUAUCAUGGACAAGAAUUCUACCUAAUGGUAUUGGCAAAGUUAAUGAAGCAGGAGUAGCCUACUAUAAAAAUUUAAUAAAAGAACUUAAAGACAACGGUAUAGAACCUUUCGUAACCAUUUUCCACUGGGAUCUUCCUCAGAUUCUCUUUGAUAUGGGAGGUGUAAUAAAUCCAUCUUUCGUCGAUUGGCACGCUGAAUUCGCUAGAGAGUGUUUCCGACUAUUUGGAGACGAUGUUAAAUUGUGGGCAACUUUCAAUGAACCUCAACAAGUUUGCACUGGAGGAUAUGGUUAUGGAUACUUUCCCCCAGCUAUUAAAUCUGAAGUUCAAUUGGAGUAUGUUUGUGUUUAUCAUGUACUAAAAGCUCACGCUAAAAGUUGGCAUAUUUAUGAUGAUGAGUUUAGAAGCAAACAAAACGGUAGAGUAUCUCUUGCUCUGGAUACUUCAGCAUUCAUACCUGCUACUGAGAGUGCUGCUGACUUAGAAGCUGCUGAUAGAAUGCUACAUUUUAUGCUGGGUAUUUAUGCUAAUGCUAUUUAUGUUGGCGAUUAUCCGGAAGUAGUAAAAACGCGUGUAGCAGCUAGAAGUGCAGCAGAAGGAAGGAACCAGUCACGUCUUCCUGAACUGACCCAAUCCGAAAUUGAUUAUAUACGAGGAACUCACGACUUUUUCGGCCUGAAUGUAUAUUCUGCGACGGUAGCAGCGGCUAUGGAUGAUCCACCAGUUUCAGACCCUCCCAACAAAUGGGGAGAACAAGGUGUUAACACUUAUCAACCUACAGAUUGGGAGGAAACAUCAAUCGAUGGAACGAAGGUUGUUCCUUGGACUGUCCAGUCCUUGUUAAUCUGGAUUAAGGAUAAUUACAAUAAUCCUGGAAUUAUCAUUACAGAAAACGGUUAUCCAAGUAAAGGUGAUAAAGACGAUAGAAGAGUACAUUACAUUAGAGGUUAUUUGAGUAACAUUAGAGAUGUCAUGAUUGAUCAUGGAGUUAAAGUUUUGGGAUAUACAGUUUGGAGUCUAAUGGACAACUUUGAAUGGGCUUCAGGUUAUACUCAAAAAUUUGGACUUUUCGAAGUAGACUUCAAUAGCCCUAAUAGGACAAGAACAAUUCGUCCAUCUGGAGAAUUUUACAAAAAAGUAACCGAAACUAGAUGUCUUGUAGACAAUUGUGUAGACUAAAAUUAUUUUUUUUUUAAUAAAUGUUUGCAAAUUAUAAA
This is a messenger RNA of Psylliodes chrysocephalus, 1539 nucleotides long. The record is from the annotation of a GenBank genome assembly. Lineage: Eukaryota; Metazoa; Arthropoda; Insecta; Coleoptera; Chrysomelidae.